Ceratosolen solmsi marchali is the source of this 1041-nucleotide messenger RNA. RefSeq lists its product as uncharacterized. The transcript has 3 exons. The record is from RefSeq and is a predicted model, not a curated record. NCBI's taxonomy places the organism in Eukaryota, Metazoa, Arthropoda, Insecta, Hymenoptera, Agaonidae. Bases 1 to 816 code for a protein of 271 amino acids.
AUGAAUCGAGGUAAAUCAAGAAGCAGUGAAACUCAUAUUUCAUGUAACUCUUCAUCUUCUGUUGAAAAUAAUGAUAAUUCGUCUUCAAAUUGUCUUGAAAAUAGAGAAUUCCAGGACAAUUCUUCUGAUCCUCAUAAAGUUAAUCACUAUCCAAGUUGUAAAUCUUCUCUAAUAAAAUCUUACAAAAUUCCUAGAAUCUCGAAAUCACAAAUAGAUCCGUUGAUGCAUGCAGUUGAGGAGAAUUUGCGUCAAUCUAAACAAAGGGAAAAAGAAGACAAGACCGAACUGAUCUCAAGUGAAACCACGCUCACUCCGCCACUAAUAACGAAUAUGACAAGCAACGAAGAGACUUUAAAUAAUAACCUGGUCGACGAAGUACCUAAAAGAGUGGAAAAUAUGAUAUCGAGAUUAGACCAAAUUAAUCUAAUUACGAAGGUUAAGGCUGUGCAAUUUAAUCCUGAAAUGACCAUAUCAAAUAUUGUUCGAGAAUUGGUCUUUCAUGAUAAGGCUACAAUAAGGCACCGAAGGUACUGCAUACUGUGUGAACGCUGGUUCCCUUCAACACUUCGGCAUCGACGUCAUUUAGCGGGAUAUCAACAUCGGCAUACGGAAUUGACACAACGUCGAGCAAUACACAUACUGUUCCUUAUAUUUACUGGGAAACUCUGUCCCAAGCUUCUACCUCCAAAUGUAGUGAGAACCGAUUGCGUCCCAGGAGAACUUACACCACUACAAAUAGCAGUACAGGAUUUUGCUACAGUUUUUGAUGGGAUGCAACAAAUCUCUGAUAAACAGGGAAAUGAGAAUAAAAAAUAAAAAAAAUUGAAAAAAUCAAGUAAUUACACUCUAGUUUUUUGAAAGUAUUUGCAGUGGAUUUUUGCACGAUCUAAGAAUAUAAAAAAAAAGUUAAAACUGGCUCUAGGUGCAACUCUAGACAGGGUUUAACAACGUGUACCCAUAGUCGUGCAUCUUAGUUCUUUUUAACCAAAGACAUUUUAGAAUCAGAAGGGGGUAUACUAUAUACAUACAUACAUACACACA